CUCGACUCCACUGCGCUGUAUGCAGACGCACGCGCUCCUGACGAGACAAAGACAAUGAGCUGUCACAGUUUCAGAUGAAUUACUGUGAGUUCUGAGAGAAAGACAUGCUGAAAGGAAAGUCCAAAGAGCGACAAAUCGGUCUGUUGUACUCUAGGAACCCGCUGCUGGAUCAAGACUACCUGUGGGCGCUGUAGUGAAAGGAACAACAGCUAGCGGCGUUAUCAAUCUACCAGCGAAACACACAACACACAUUUAUAUGGCAAAGUUCCUCGCUGAGCUGCUGGGAUGUACACUGCCCGAGAAAGGAGCAUCUCCCAUGUUCGAGUGCAGGAGUCAGCCACACAUCGGACUGAGGCACGUCACCAAACAACGGCCCACCAUAUUUGGGACACUUAUUGAAAAACCACUUGGGGACCACAAUGCAGACAAAAUGCCUCAGACGCCACCCUUUCCAGUGAUGUAUGGAUCCACCAAUGGAUACAACAAGAAUCUCUACAAGGCCAAGGAAGAGGACUAUGAAGGCUUGUAUUACCAUGACAACAACCUGAUAUCUGGGUCCUUGGAAGCUCUUAUUGAGCACUUGGUUCCUACAGUGGCGUACUAUCCAGAUAGGACAUAUAUCUUCACAUUCCUGCUCAGCUCGCGUCUCUUUCUUCACCCAUAUGAGCUGAUGUCCAAAGUGUGCCAUUUAUGUGUGGACCAGCAGAGACUCAGUGAUCCUCAGGCAGACAAGGCUAGAGUCAGGAAAAUUGCUCCCAAGAUCCUGCAGUUGCUGACUGAGUGGACGGAGACGUUCCCCUAUGACUUUAGGGAUGAGAGGAUGAUGAAGAGCCUGAAGGAACUAACACAUCGUCUGAGCACUGGAGAGGAUCUGUAUCGUAAGGCGGUGCAACAGAUGACACAAACGCUGAUCCGUAAGCUCACCACACUGAGUCAGUAUGAAGAAGCGCUGGCCAAGAUCAACUCCUCGGUGACGGACAGACUAACCGUGCUGAAGACCAAACCGCAGUCCAUCCAGAGAGACAUUCUGACCAUCUGCAACGACCCCUUCACCCUGGCACAACAACUCACACACAUUGAACUGGAAAGGCUAAGCUACAUCGGACCGGAGGAGUUUGUUCAGGCGUUUGUUCAGAAAGACCCUCUUGAUAAUGACAAGAAUUGCUUCAGUGAUCACAAGAAGGCAAGUAACCUGGAGGCUUACGUAGAGUGGUUCAACAGGCUCAGCUACCUGGUGGCGACGGAGAUCUGCAUGCCUGUCAAGAAGAAACAUCGGGCUCGAGUCAUCGAAUUCUUUAUCGACGUGGCACGAGAAUGCUUCAACAUUGGCAACUUCAACUCGCUCAUGGCCAUCAUUACCGGGAUGAACAUGAGUCCUGUGUCGCGACUCAAGAAGACCUGGGCCAAAGUUAAAACCGCCAAAUUUGAUAUACUGGAGCACCAGAUGGAUCCCUCCAGCAAUUUCUACAACUACAGGACGGCACUGCGCGGAGCCACUCAGAGAUCCAUCACUGCUCACAGCAGCAGAGAGAAGAUUGUUAUCCCUUUCUUCAGCCUCCUAAUUAAAGACAUUUACUUCCUCAACGAAGGAUGUGCCAACAGGCUCCCGAACGGACAUGUGAAUUUUGAGAAAUUCUGGGAACUAGCCAAACAGGUGACAGAGUUCAUGACUUGGAAGAAGGUGGAGUGUCCUUUCGACAGAGACCGCAAGAUUCUGCAGUACCUCCUGACCGCUCCAGUCUUCAGUGAAGAUGCUUUGUAUCUGGCGUCAUACGAGAGCGAAGGGCCCGAAAACAACAUGGAGAAAGACCGAUGGAAAUCUCUCAGGUCAUCUUUGCUGAACAGGACAUAAUCCUUUGAGGAGCUCCAAAUCAAGUGAUCCUUCUAACAAGCAAAUUGUGUCCCCCUUUUGCCCCUUUCCAAAAGUGAGAAGUAUCCCUGUUUUUCAAGGGAGAUGACAAUCCUUAUUUUGCUGAACGGAGCAUUUUUGUGUUGGAAAGAAGAUCUUUUUGAGAGUCUUUCAUACUGGAUAUUUCAGGCUUUUUCAUCUCUUUGUGCAAACUUUUGUACUCCUUGCCCUCACCUCUCUGUCUCUAAAACAGUUUGAGCAGAAAGAACAAGUUGUUGAAAACGUCUCUACUAGACAAACCAAUUCCAAACUAUCCUGUCAUUCUUCUGUAUUGAGGAAGCCGCUGGUUGGCAAACUCAAUUGGAGAAACUAAAAAAAAAAAAAGAAGGAAAAAAAAGUAAGCCAGCAUUGUGUACUGGGUUCCAGUACUUGUAUAUUUUUAUUGUACCUGAAGCAUUAAUUUAACUAUAGAUUUACGUUGUCACUAUUUUUUGAUAUUGUGUUUGUCUGUUUUUUAUGCAUAUGAGAUGUGAGUAAUGCAUUGCUUUAACCUCUGUGAGUGACCAUUGACUUACGUGUGCUUGAUUAAACCCAAUGAGGGUCGCCGAAUGCACUGGAUGCUUCUGUGAAUAAAGAUGUCAAUUCUUUUCCUGUGGAAUAAUUUAUUUGUGAUAAUUCUGCAGUUUAAAGCUUCAUCCCUCGUCCCACUUUUUGUCGUCAUGACUUUACUGUAGACGUUUGUCGGCCUUUGAAGGAAAGACGGUGUUUGUUUGUCAGUGUUACCGUUGUAAUGCUGUUUUUACGCGAUGAAGGUGAUAUUUGUAGGACUGUUGUCGACGCUCUUGUUUGGUGAGUGGUGUUGUGUCGCCCUCUGGUGGUCAAAAGGAAAAUGACACUUCAGAGUGUCUCAAGGAAGAGUUGAAGGUUUAUCGCACCCAUAUUAGCUUGGAUUCGAGUCCAUAUGUAGAAUGUGCUAGUUUUCAUUACUGUUAUUCUAUUAAUAUUUCACAUAUUCCUUUGUGUUUAUUUAUUGGCCUCAUGGAUAUCUUUAGCUCUUGUUUUCAAAUAAGCUUUAUUAAAUGUUAUUUUGUACUAGGUACAUGUUUUUUAUAAUAUUCAGAUAUUCCCUGUCUAAAUAUUUUAUAAUGUUUAUAAAAGUUUGUAUGAGGAAAAACUAAUAUUUGAAGGUACUAGCACACAGUAUGAAGCUAAUGUAUGUCGGAUAAUGUCAGCUCUACACUUUUUUUGAUCUCCUACAGUAUGUAAAUAUUGUCAUUUCUCCAUUCUGUAUAUUGAUAUGUAUUUUGAUUGUUUGGGCAGAUUACAGAACCUCAAAAGUGAUAUGGAGUGAAUGAAAAAAAAUAAAAGGAAUUAAAGAAUGCCUAUGAAGUUCA
Danio rerio (zebrafish) is the source of this 3243-nucleotide messenger RNA. Lineage: Eukaryota; Metazoa; Chordata; Actinopteri; Cypriniformes; Danionidae. The record is from RefSeq and is a predicted model, not a curated record.